AUGGGCAAUCUCGGCUGCAAUCUGACAUCCAUCGCCUGGAUGAUCCUGGCCACAUCUGAAACAACGUGGCUUGGAGCGGCAAAGGGUGCGGGUGUGCCCAAAACGACAACAAUUAUAACACUGUAUGGUAGGUACGUCAGUGACACCGGAAAAGGUGACUCCUAUCUCAGCGAGCUGAUCCGCAUCAGGAUACAUGGCACUGAUGAGAAUAACGUCGCAAACCAUGUCCAAGUUAUCCUCAAAUCUAUCCCUAAAAGCAUCGCAAGGAGAUUGACUUUCAGGAGCCACGAGUUCUUCCAAAACGAGAUCAUGUUCUACGAGAAAGUCCUACCAGCUUUACUGGACUUCCAAUCCACGAAAAAUGUAAAAGACCCUUUCGAUAAAUACACCAAAAUGUUCUUUUCUUUCUGCGAUGGGACCAACGACGUUCUUUGCUUAGAGGACGCAAGCUUAUAUCAGUUUGGGAGCGCAGUGAGGCAAGAAGGGAUCGACUUAGAACAUUGCAAGUUGACUUUCAAAAUACUAGCGCAGUUCCACGCCCUCUCCUUCGCUAUGAAAGACCAGAAGCCAGAAGAAUUUAGGAAGUUAAAGACUCACCUUACAGAAGUCUAUUACCAUGAUCGUUUAUGGGAUUGGUACACGAGAUUUUGGAAGAGGAUUUCAGGUAUAGCCAUCGACGCGGUAGAAAAGGAAUACCCUGACUCCAUUUACGUGGAGAAGGUUAAGGAGUUUGCGGUACCAGAAAGGUACCAAAAUAUGAUAGAUGCGGCGACAAAAACUGAUGAAACUGGAGUUAUAUCUCACGGGGACUCGUGGACGAACAACUUCCUUUAUAAGUAUGUGGGUCCCAUAUAG
Messenger RNA from Spodoptera littoralis (African cotton leafworm), 855 nucleotides. The record is from the annotation of a GenBank genome assembly. NCBI's taxonomy places the organism in Eukaryota, Metazoa, Arthropoda, Insecta, Lepidoptera, Noctuidae.